Molecule: messenger RNA, 662 nt
Organism: Prorocentrum cordatum
Lineage: Eukaryota; Dinophyceae; Prorocentrales; Prorocentraceae
Source: the annotation of a GenBank genome assembly
GUCGCGUUCGGGCGGCGCGCCCCCGACGUCGCCCCGAUCGCUCGCUAUUUCGUGAAGAACGCCGCGGACAGGUGGGUGGCGGUGCCCCUGGACGAGUUCAAGCAGCACCGCAAGAUGUCCAGGGAUCCCGCCCGGGGUACGCUUGAACUGCUCGGCCAACGGGCGCAAGUUCAUUCCGUCGACUCUCGUGGUCUGCAUCGUUCCUGGGAGCUUCCGAUUGCGCCCGUGUUUCUCCAAGAUGGCACAGCAUCGACAAUUUUUGACGCUUUCUCCAAGGCGGUGCCGAGCCUGGACGUUCCUCAGAUGGUGCAGCUGUCCCAGGAGAUCGGGGCCUUGCGAUGGAUCCACAGCAGCGUAAGUGAGUACAACACUUUGUUGGAAAGCCCGCUGGAAGCUUGCGCGGUUCACCAAGAGCACAACGUCGCGGUCUCCGCGUCCCGGCACGACGCGCUCAUCGGGGACGUGCACGCUUGCUCCAUCGUGCACAAGUACGUCAAUGCUCACAAUAAGAUGACCAGCGCCCUGGCGAGAAUCGUCGAGCGCGAUCUCCAGUGGGAGCGCGUCAUCUUGCCGCCCCCCGAGUGGAGGGCGCACGCCAGGGCGGUGUUGGAGUUCACCCUGGGAGGCGACGCCCGGGGCUGCACCGACGCCGACGGCAACGC